AUGGCUCAUACCGGUGACAAUACUGGCGGGGCUCCCCCCGGGUUUAGCCCCUCUCUCAAAUCGAAUGCAUCGGCAUCCAACAGCGGGCCAGAUGAGGAAAAGCCAUCAUCUCGGUUCUCUUUUGACUCAUCGGCAUCCAGCUCAUCGAGAAAUGUUACGCAUGGCUCUCAAGCCCACCAGUCGAAGACCUCCAAACCUGAGAACGCGCCAGAUGUACAGAGCCAAAGCCGAGGAGCCCAUUCUUCUGCACGAUCAUCCAGUCGGACGCCAAGAAGACUCAGCGGAAGCACUGCUGCAAGCUCAAUCAGCGAGGUGGAGGUUAUUCCUGGUUAUCUCGGCAAGAUUGGCGUCUGUGCCCUGGAUGUGAAGGCCCGCAGCAAACCUAGUCAGAAUAUCCUCACUCGCCUUCAAUCGAAGGGUGACUUCGAAGUGAUUGUCUUCGGUGACAAGGUGAUCCUUGACGAGGCAGUGGAAAAUUGGCCGGUCUGCGAUUAUCUGAUUGCCUUCUUUUCCGACGGAUUUCCUCUAGACAAGGCUAUUGCAUAUGCAAAGCUCAGAAAGCCCUUCUGCGUCAAUGACUUGCCGAUGCAAAAGGUCUUAUGGGACCGGCGUCUCUGCCUGCGCAUCCUAGACCAUAUGAGUGUCCCCACUCCUCGAAGAAUGGAGGUUAACCGAGACGGUGGACCUACUCUUGAGUCGACGGACCUUGCACAGCAUGUAUACAAGCUGACAGGUGUCAAACUUGAUGGUCCCACCGACGGUACGGGGGGCGGUUCGCCGAGAACCAAAACCGUUGCAAUCUCCGAUGAUGGUGACUCGCUCAUUGUUGACGGCAAGAUCUUCAGAAAACCUUUCGUUGAGAAACCAGUUGAUGGUGAAAAUCAUAACAUACACAUCUACUUUCCCAAUGAUCAACAGUACGGAGGUGGUGGUAGGCGGCUUUUCCGGAAGGUUGGAAACAAGAGCUCUGAAUACGAUCCCAACCUUGUAAUUCCCCGGUCGGUUACGGAAAAGGCCACCAGUUACAUAUACGAACAGUUCCUCAGAGUUGACAAUGCGGAAGACGUCAAAGCUUACACGGUUGGUCCAGAUUUUUGCCAUGCAGAAACUCGCAAAUCUCCUGUGGUUGACGGGCUCGUGCGCCGCAACACGCAUGGAAAAGAACUUAGGUACAUUACCAAAUUGAGCAAGGAGGAAGCUUCAAUAGCAUCAAAGAUAUCAUACGGGUUUGGACAGAGGAUUUGCGGCUUUGACAUGCUUCGAGUCGGUGACAGAAGCUACGUGAUUGAUGUCAAUGGCUGGAGCUUUGUGAAGGACAACAAUGACUAUUAUGACAGAUGUGCCAGCAUUCUCAGGGACAUCUUUAUCCAAGAGAAGCGCAAGCGUGAUGGUAUUGUGGAAGCUCCUGAAGCACUGUCUCCUGAUCCCUCUCAUCCUUCAUGGAGACAUUCGGUGACCCACCGGCAAGCAUUGAAAACAUUGCUGAAGUCUCCCAGCUCGGCUAAGCCCAAUGCUGGCCAGCAACACAACAGGGUUCCAGACGCUGGGUCUACAGAGUCGCUCCAGACGGGUUUGUCGCUGUCUAACCAUGAUACUUUGGACCAGGGCAAUGGACAAAAACCCGCCGCUCCAAGGGAUAACGCGGUGUCUCCUAGUCUACACAUCAACCAGAACACGACCCAAGCCAAUACGCCUGUUGAUAAUUCAAACGGAGCUAACCCCCCGCCACCCGCAUCCAAGCAUUCGUGGAAAUUGAAGGGCAUGGUAGCCGUGAUCCGGCAUGCCGAUCGAACUCCAAAGCAGAAAUUCAAGUUCACCUUUCAUAGCCAACCAUUUAUCGACCUACUGAAAGGACACCAAGAGGAAGUUGUCAUCAAAGGCGAAUCUGCUUUGCGUAGCGUUUCCGAUGCCGUGGAUUACGCGUUGAGGCAUGGACUUGAGGAUACUGACAAAUUGAAGUUGCUCCGUACCUCCUUGGAGAAAAAAGGCGGCUGGCCCGGGACCAAAGUGCAAAUAAAACCGAUGUUCAGAAAACGAAAGCCCGAGGAGGGCUUAGAACAAUCGUCGGUUCGUGGCGAGGCGGUUGAGAAAGAGCCGAUUUCUCCUUUGCCCAGCGAUGCAUUUCAGGAUGGUGAAGACAUGGGCAGGCCGCAGACACGAAGUGAUUCGAUCUCUGGCGCGACGUUCUCGAGGUUUUCCGCGGUGGAAAACGACCUCAUCCUUGAUAAACUGCAACUGGUGAUUAAAUGGGGGGGGGAGCCCACACAUGCAGCACGAUAUCAAUCCCAAGACCUUGGCCUUACCAUGCGAGAUGAUCUAAAACUAAUGAAUAAGGAGGCGCUCAACAAUGUUCGGGUUUUCACAAGCUCGGAGAGGAGGGUCAGUACCAGUGCUCAAAUAUGGGCUUGCUCGUUUCUUGAUCAGAAGGAAAUUCCAGAGGGUUUUAUACAGGUCAGAAAGGACCUCCUGGACGACUCGAAUGCGGCGAAGGAUCUCAUGGAUAAGGUGAAGAAGAAGCUGAAACUUCUUUUGCGGGAAGGAUCCGCGCCUUCACAAUUUACAUGGCCAAAAGAGAAUAUUCCUGAACCGUCGGUUGUUUUGGCCACAGUUGUGGAGUUGAUGAAGUUUCAUCGGGACAUUAUGCGACAUAACUUCCAGAAGUUGGACAACCCUGCACGGACCUCUAUGAACGCAAGUGGGGAUGUUGACCAGUCAAACAGUUCGCGUCCUGCGGCCUUACCUAAUGGCAAUCCUGCAUCGUCUUCUAUUCAAGGACGCUGGUGUACAGGCGAGGAUCCCAUGCUUUUCAAGGAAAGAUGGGAGAAACUAUUCGCCGAAUUUUGCGAUACAGAAAAAGUUGACCCUAGCAAGUUAUCCGAACUAUAUGACAGCAUGAAGUUCGAUGCGCUCCACAAUCGGCAGUUCCUUGAGUGGGUUUUUACGCCUCCAGAUACUGAAGACAGCGAUUAUGGCGUACCGGACGUUCCUCGGAGGAGGUUUUCUAGGAAGGAACCAGCCGCGGAGGUGAAAGCUGGGAACUACGAUGGAGCCACCCAUGGAAAAACCGACGAGCAGCACAUUGAAGGCCAAACCUUGGCACAUCGAUUCGGUCUGAAGAGGCGUGCGUUGGAGUCCAUCCCGCAUUUGAGGGCACUCGACGACACUUACGACCAUUACUUCAAAUUGUAUCCAAGCUCUAAUUCAUCAAAGACUAAGCUGGAUUCUCGGCUUUCCAAGUUGCGGGAGUUGUACAAACUAGCCAAGGUGCUCUUCGACUACGUGACUCCCCAGGAGUACGGCAUCACUGACACGGAAAAGCUUGAGAUUGGCUUGUUGACAUCUCUGCCACUACUGCAGGAAAUCGUGAGGGAUUUAGAGGAGGUUCAGGCCUCGUCGGAUGCAAAGUCCGUGUUCUACUUCACCAAAGAGUCACACAUAUACACCCUUUUGAACUGCAUUCUAGAGGGUGGGAUUCAGACUAAGAUAGCUCGUUCCGCCAUUCCAGAGUUGGAUUACCUCUCACAGAUUUGCUUCGAACUUUAUGAAGCCAGAGAUAGUGAAUCAUCGACAAACUCUUACUCUAUCAGAAUCUCUAUUAGCCCAGGGUGUCACGCUUUUGAUCCGUUGGAUGUACACCUCGACUCAAGGCAUGCUAUUGGCUGUGCGCCUCGACGCAGCCUUACCGCACAUCAGGAUUGGAAGGAGGUGAUUGAGACGCUUAAAGCAAAAUUCAACACUGUCAAACUUCCAAAGACAUUUACGGCUGUAAACCUGAGCGAAAAGCUUGUGUCACGGCCUGUGUAG
Messenger RNA from Aspergillus calidoustus, 3804 nucleotides. The record is from the annotation of a GenBank genome assembly. NCBI's taxonomy places the organism in Eukaryota, Fungi, Ascomycota, Eurotiomycetes, Eurotiales, Aspergillaceae.